CAGUCAUCUCCCUUCAAUGACCCACCGUUAACCCUCCAUUAAUAAUCAGAUUUCUAUUGCACUUCCAUGCAAUAUCAUGUCGUCUCACUUCACUAUUCAUGUCUGCUAGACUUUGUUUCUCCUUGAAACAGUGAAUCAUAUUUGCUGUCUACGUUUCAAUUUCUUUUGUUUAGUAAUUGGAAUGCUUGAAGUGUCAACUUUAAGAAGUUCCAAUGACGAAAGGAAGGGAGAGAUGGAGAGUUUCCAACUCGAAAUGGACGACUUCUCAGAUAUUUUCACUGAUGGAAAUUUAUUGGAAGGAAUUGAUUUCGAAGAUCUUUUUGUUGGUAUUGAAGAUGGAGAUGUAUUGCCCGAUUUGGAAACGGACCCAGAAAUCCUUGCCGAAUUUUCUGUCAGUGGUGGAGAAGAAUCAUCGGAAGUGAAUGCUUCGGUUUCAGUUGGAAAAGUAGAGGAGAACGAGAGAAGAGAAGAAGAAGAAGAAGAAGACAAAGAAAUUGGGAGUAAGAAAAAAGAUGAAUCAGUUGUUGUGAAUCCAUCUGGAAACGAAGAUGAGAAAAGAAGACGUAAAUCGAUGAACCAAUCUAAAAGUUCACAAGGGAAGCGGAAAGUGAAGAUUGAUUGGACUCCAGAGCUGCACAGGAGGUUUGUUCAAGCAGUGGAGCAGCUAGGGGUGGAUAAGGCAGUCCCUUCAAGGAUUUUAGAGCUUAUGGGUGUCGAUUGUCUUACUCGACACAACAUUGCUAGUCACCUUCAAAAAUAUCGAUCACAUAGGAAACAUUUACUAGCUAGGGAAGCAGAAGCGGCAAGUUGGAGCCAUAGAAGGCAAAUUCAUGGAGGAGCUGGAGGAGGAGGAGGAGGAGGAAGCAAAAGAGAGAUAAGAAGCCCAUGGCUUGCACCACCCACCAUGGGUUUUCCUCCUCUUACUCCCUUGCAGCCCUUCAGGCCCUUGCAUGUGUGGGGACAUCCAACCGUUGAUCAGUCUGUAAUGCGCAUGUGGCCUAAACAUCUUGUUCAUUCACCUACUUCUCCAUGGGCAACACCACCACCUCCUCCUCCACCUGACCCUUCUUACUGGCAGCAACUUCACCAGCUUGUUAAAGGUCCAAAUGGUCUUACACCAGGGACUCCUUGCUUUCCACAGCCACGGCCAACAACGAGGUUUUCUACAACACCAAUUCGGGGCAUUCCACCUCCAGCCAUGUACAAGGUAGACCAAGCUGGUAUGGGUGUCUCAAAUGGGCAGUCAGGCUCCCUCCCUCCCUUUGAUUUUCAUCCGUCAAAAGAGAGCAUAGAUGCAGCUGUUGGAGAUGUUUUAUCCAAACCAUGGUUGCCACUUCCUCUUGGGCUAAAGCCUCCAUCAGUUGAAAGUGUGGUUAUAGAACUCCAACAUCAGGGAAUCUCCAAAAUACCACCCACUUGUGCUUGAUCCAUUCUCAUUGAGAAGGUUUUGAUGGUGAUUUUAGCUCCAAACCAGAAUUCGACGACAUGUCUAAUUUCAUGUAAUUAAUGUAACCAUCUGAUCAGGGUAACCUUUUGGUUUUUUC
Molecule: messenger RNA, 1544 nt
Organism: Telopea speciosissima
Lineage: Eukaryota; Viridiplantae; Streptophyta; Magnoliopsida; Proteales; Proteaceae
Product: probable transcription factor GLK1
Exons: 6
Coding region: 182-1426 (414 amino acids)
Biological process (GO): positive regulation of DNA-templated transcription
Cellular component (GO): nucleus
Molecular function (GO): transcription cis-regulatory region binding; DNA-binding transcription factor activity
Source: RefSeq, a predicted model, not a curated record